Molecule: messenger RNA, 7548 nt
Organism: Ceratitis capitata (Mediterranean fruit fly)
Lineage: Eukaryota; Metazoa; Arthropoda; Insecta; Diptera; Tephritidae
Exons: 12
Coding region: 79-7470 (2463 amino acids)
Cellular component (GO): extracellular region
Molecular function (GO): chitin binding
Source: RefSeq, a predicted model, not a curated record
UUGGUGUAAACAAGCAUUUUAUAAAGAAAAAAGGCACAAGGAUAGUUAGCUUUUGAAAGUAGGAUUUCGGAAGCUAGAAUGAGAUUUGUAUUAAUUGCUGUGAUUUUCUUGGCCACAGCUACACUUUGUAGCGCAGCUGAUGCAGAGUGUAAGUAUCGCAAGGCUCGUAAUUUGGCACUUCAUUGGGCCGAUCCGACCGAUUGUACGCGUUACUAUCGUUGUACAAACAGAAGUGUUAAAAGGGAAGUAGUUUGCGCCGAGGGAAAGGCUUACAACCCAAAAACCGGAAAGUGUUCAAGUAAUAAGGAGGGUCUAUGUAAACUGACGUUGUUGGCGCCACUAGCCGGGGCAAUCAAUCCGUGUGCCGACGAAGUUUCAGGCACAUACACUGCACAACCAGGGUAUUGUCGCAACUUCUACAUUUGCAAUAAUAAUCAAGCUUAUCCUCAGGUUUGCGAUGAUGGUAGCCUUUUUAAUGCUACACUCUCAUAUUGUAUCCCAGACUCCGACACCAAGUGUUGGCAAAACAAGUGCAUUGGUAAACAAAAUGGUACUUAUCUGCCGGACCUAUCCUCAUGUACCUCAUUCUACGUGUGUGCUGGUGGAGAAACUACUUUACAGAAAUGUGAUAGCGGAAGUUAUUUUAAUAGCUCUAGUAAUAUUUGCCAACCAGACCCAAACGGAGAUUUCUGUUGGGAGAAUUUGUGUGCUGAUAAAAACAAUGGCGAUUUUGUUAAAGACAUAAAUGAUUGCCAUAGCUAUUAUGUGUGUGCUUCAGGACAAGCUGUUCAGCAGUAUUGUCCUAACGGCAGCUACUUUAAUUGGUCUGAGAAUGGAUGUGUACCAGGUGAAUGUCCAUCAGAUGAAACUACUACGGAAUAUCCAACGACUGAGACCCCAAUAUCAUCGACGGAGUGUAGUAAAGAAACCACGGAGCCUUCAACUACAACGCAGUGUACAGAAGUCACAACAGCUGCCCCAGAGCCACCCUGCGAAUGUCCUGGUGGAUAUAAGGAAGGCGAAUCGAUUCCCUUUCCCAAUUAUCCAGAGAAUUGUGAUAAAUACUACGAAUGUUUGAAUGGAAAGCUCGUAGAAAAGGAAUGUGGAGUGGGUAAUCGCUUCAAUAGUACCCUGGGUGCUUGUGAACCUGAUACCGACCACGUCUGCUGGCCAACCACCAGUAUUCCUUGCACUGAAGUUACAACACCUACUCCUGAACCAACCUGCGAUUGUCCUGGUGGUUAUAAGGAAGGUGAUUUGGUUCCCUUCCCCAAUUAUCCGGAGAAUUGUGACAAAUACUACGAGUGUUUGAAUGGAAAACUCGAAGAAAAAGAAUGUGGAGAGGGUAAUCGUUUCAACAGUGCUCUCGGUGUUUGUGAACCUGAUACCGACCACGUCUGUUGGCCAACAACCAAUAUUCCUUGCACUGAAGUUACAACACCUACUCCUGAACCAACCUGCGAUUGUCCUGGUGGUUAUAAGGAAGGCGAUUUGGUUCCCUUCCCCAAUUAUCCAGAGAAUUGUGACAAAUACUACGAGUGUUUGAAUGGAAAACUCGAAGAAAAAGAAUGUGGAGAGGGUAAUCGCUUCAAUAGUAGCCUAGGUGUUUGUGAACCUGAUAUUGAAAAAAUCUGCUCGCCAGCGGAUUGCAGUGAUCGUAACACCAAAGCUGGUUCGCACCGAGUUAGACGAAGUAUUGGGAGCGAAGCAGUAGCGCCAGAAACGGGCAAUAAUACUUGCGUUGAAGGGAAAGUAACAGAACAUUUCACAGAUUGUAGAAAAUAUCAUGUUUGCGUUAAUGGCGGACUAUUAUUACAUGAUUGUGGUUUUGGCAAUUAUUUCGACCCAAUUAUGCUCACAUGUAAUAUUGACAUUCAGAGAGUUUGCAUUUCUAAUCAUGAGCCUGUCAAUAUAGCAAAUCACGAAAAUAAUAUUGAUCAUGACUCAAAUGUAGAGGAAUAUAACACUAUUCAUGUAUUUGAGGUGUCUAGUUCUGAAGGAGUUGGUGAAAGCAUGAAAUCGGUAGAUAUUAUUUCAACAUCAGACUGUACAUGUCCAGGCGGCUACAGAGAAGGAGAACUGCUACCAUUCCCCAACUAUCCAGAAAACUGUGAUAAAUAUUAUGUUUGUGCGAAUGGAACAUUGCAAGAACAUGAAUGCGGUGUUGGUAAUCGUUUUGACAGUACUCUUGGCGUAUGUCAGCCUGAUACCGAUAAUACAUGUUGGCCAGCCGAAUCAAAUUGCACAUGUCCCGGUGGUUAUAAAGAGGGAGAACUAUUGCCUUUUGCUAAUUAUCCGGAAAACUGCGAUAAAUAUUAUAUAUGUUUAGAGGGAAGACUUGAAGAACGCGAGUGCGGUAUAGGCAAUACUUUUAACGGUAGCCUUGGUGUCUGCGUACCUGAUUUAAAUAAUGUUUGUUGGCCAAAUAUAUGUAAAAAUCAAACUGAUGGUACUGCUUUGGGGGACCCUACAAAUUGUACCUCGUUUUACCUCUGUGAAAAUGGAAAAGGGCAGGUUUACGAAUGUCCACCCGAAAAAUGGUUCGAUCCAAAACAUAAAGUUUGUAUAGCAGAUUACAAUGCAACUUGCAUUAAUCCUUGUAAAGACACCACGGGUAUUACAUUCUUGCCCAACCCAGACUGUUCAAAAUACUUUCUUUGUAAUGAUGGCAAAGCUUACGUUGAGACAUGCCCUAAAGGUGGAUUCGACGUAACCUUAAAUAAAUGCGAAGAGGAUGCUGUUUGCGAGGCUACAAUGUGUGUGGGUAAAGAUGAUGGCACCACUUUCCCUAUGGCCGGCAAUGACACUAAAUUCUAUUUGUGCCUCGGUGGGGAAGCAGAGAUAUAUGAUUGUCCUUCUGGCAAAACGUUCAAUGACACAUUUGGCAUUUGCUUGGAACAACCUAGUUCGCAAUGUAAUCAGACUAAAUGCAGUCUUCUUAACUCGGAAGACAACGCUUUCGCACCUGUAACAGACACUGAUGAUUCCGCCUUCUGUUUGUGCCGUGAUGGAGGAGCCUUCUUGCACCACUGUGUUGAUAAUUACACAUUCAACGCUGCUAUCGGUGUUUGUUAUUCGAAUGCACCUUGCGAUCCAGAGGUGUGCGAUGCUUUACCGGAAAAUACUCGUUCUCAAAAUCGUAAUGAUACACACAGUUUCUGUUUAUGUGUCAGCAAGCAGCAAGUUAUUGUUGAUUGUCCAAAUAAUCAAACUUAUAAUCCGGUCACGCAAUUGUGUCAAGAACUGGACGAUAAAUGUUCUCCCACUUUUUGCUUUACUGCUCCGGAGUAUACCACUUUCCCCGCCUUAGACAACAACACCGAGGGUUUCUGCGAGUGCAUCAGCACGGGCAAUAUAUUUAAACUGUGUGGGGAUGGCAAGCAGUUCAAUGCUAAUAUAGGAAUAUGUCUACCAACAACUCAAGAGGCUUGUAGUGAUGCACUUUGCGUUGGUAAUGCUGGUAUGAUUUUUGGGGCUCUUGGUGAUCAGCACGCAUUCUGUUAUUGUGCCAGCGAUGGCGUUGCAAUAAAGCAGACCUGUCCGAACUCUGAGAUAUUUAACGAGACAUUGUUGAUAUGCGAAGCUACGGGUUGUGAUGGUCAAAUUUGUUUGACAAAUCCAACUGGUCCAUUCCCGGCAAUAAAUGAGCCAUAUUCGUUCUGUAUUUGUGGAAGCACAGAUCCGAGCUCCGUGACAAAGCACUCUUGUAGCAAUGGCACUCGAUUCGACCCGUACUACUCUAUAUGUAAAGAUGACCCUUGUGAUAAGAACUUUUGCUCUGUCGCAACCAAUGACGGUGUUCCUUAUCCAGCCAAUAAUUAUCCACAAGGAUUUUGUGUGUGUACAAGUGGCGUGCCCACAUUGCAUCUUUGCUCUGAAGGCUCAGUAUUUAAUGCAGCUAAAAAUAUAUGUGAAUCAAUGACAAUUCUCGAAUGUGACAUAAGAGAGUGCGCUAACGCUACUGCCGAUUACACGUACCCCGUUGCAGCUAAAAAUAAUUCGCAUGGUUUCUGUUAUUGUUUCUCACAAACAGAAGUAGAAUUCUUUCUCUGCCCUGAUGAUGCUUUGUAUGACCCUCAGCGUGGAAUUUGUGGUGUGCGUGAAGAGCCCACGGAAUCUCCAGUGCAACCUGGGGAUGAUUGUACAUGCCCGGGAGGUUAUACCGAUGGCCAAGUAUUACCGAAUCCUACAAACUGCCGGCUUUAUUAUGUCUGCAACCACGGUCGCCUACAAGAAUUCGAUUGCGGUCAGGGCAAUUUCUUUGAUCAAGCUAGCCUAACUUGCCAGCCGUUGAACAGAAACCUGAGGCAGAGUCAAAAUCAGCUUAAGCGCUCAGAAGUGAUACCGGAGAAUAAUGUAAGGUCUAUGAAGGUUUUAAAAGAUUUAUUUAAAAAAUUUACCCAAAAUCUGUGUGUAGAAAGCGACAAAAAACACGUUCACUCUAAUUGCUCGCAAUAUGAAAUUUGCAUAGAUGGCGUUUGGACACGUCUUACCUGUUCAGACGAUAGAUACUACAAUGCUGAUCAACGAAAAUGCCUAGAACCACGAGAUGAUACGGUUUGCAUAUAUGCGCGGGUGAAAAAUAUGCCAACCUGCAACACAUUAAUGGAGCAACGCACUACAACUAACAGAGCGCUGAACUGCACCCAAUACUACCGCUGCAGCCAUGGUAAAUGGCGAUUAAAAAGCUGUCCCAAGCAUCACUUUUACGCAAAUCACUUGAGUACGUGUAUUCGAAGUUACUACGACGAUGUUUGCGCAGCGCGGCAAGAAAUGGAAAACGAUUUUGCGAUGGCACAAAAUUUAAGUUCGACUAGCUCGAAAUGCCGUCACAUGGCAGUACGCCGCUUUGAGCAAAAUUGUCGCAAGUAUCUUAUGUGUUUGGAAAAUAAAUGGUGGCACCAAUUUUGUCCACUUGGCAUGUACUAUAAUAAUACUUACAACUACUGUAUGCCCAACACAGAUGGACAGUGCUCUUUAACGAGUAGUAUAAAAAUCAAUAUAAACUCACAAAUGGAAUUUGAUACAGCGUCUUGCGACUUACAGGGCGCUUUGCGUCCCUCAGCCUUGUCUUGCGAUCGGUUUUAUGAAUGUCAAUCGGGAUCUUGGGAAUUAAAGAAGUGUGCUCGCAACCAAUAUUUCAAUGCUACUGAAGGUUUAUGUUUAAAUGAUAAAUUGAAAUUUUGCCUUCCAUCCAAUGAAGUCAAUUGCACUGAAGGUGAACGUCGCGAGUUUCCAUUCAACUGCACCGCGUAUGAAAUAUGUGUAGAUGGCAAAUGGCAACGGAAUGAUUGCAAAUCUGGUUUUAUGUUUGAUGAUAUAUUGAAUAUAUGUACAAUAAAUGAUGGGAGCUGUGCUGAAAAUGGUUUGCGAAAAGUUUGUCAAAAAUGGGAGGUCAAACCGCAUUUACUCUCUGAGAAUUGUACUCAAUUUUAUUAUUGUUUUCAUGACAAUUGGAGCCAAGGUACUUGCUUGAAGGCCCACACUUAUUCUAAAGAGUUAGGCGAGUGUGUGCCAAAUGCUGCUAACGAAAAAUGCCAAACCUUCACCGAGGAAGAGAGUUUAUCCAUUGUUAUAAGCUCAAAUUUAUCCGUUAAGUUAGAAUCCGGAGACAGUAUAAGUACGAUCUGCCGUGAUCUCGAAGACGGUAGUAUUGUACAACAUCCAUAUAGCUGCUUACAUUUCUUCAUUUGUUUCAGGCAAGUGGCAAUCACUGAACAGAAAUGUAUUAAAGGAAGCUUUUUCGAUGCAAAACUUAAUUAUUGUCGUCCAAAUGAUGGUAGUUGCCUAAUACCUCUCAGUGGUGUAUGUGAAAAUGCCACUGACGGUGGGAACGCUGCACAUCCGAAGGAUUGUAGGGCAUUUUAUCAAUGCUCCACUUUGAAUGGUACUGAGUUACUCUAUUGCCCCGAGGGCGAGUAUUAUAAUACUGCUACCGGACAGUGUCAAAUUGAUCAGGGUGAGUGUCGGGCCUUUUUUAAAGAUAAUAGCAAAUGUGCAGGUGUAGAGCACGGAAAGCAUAUAGCACAUGAACGAUUCUGCAACAUUUAUUUCGCAUGUGUACGUGGCUUGGCUAUACCAGCUAUGUGCCCGUCCGAACAGCAUUUUAAUCCGGCCGUUGGGAGUUGUGGGAGUGAUGUUAAACAAAGUUGUGAAAAUGAAACGCUGUUAAAUAUUGUUAACGAGCUUAACCCAAUUUAUGGCUGUGAAAAUUUAGAUGAUGGUCAUUACCUUCCUGACAUUACAGAUUGUACGAGAUAUUACGUUUGUUCUAGAGGUAUGAAGGUGGCGAAACGAUGUUCGUUGGAUACAUAUUUCGACAGUGAGCAGAGUCUUUGUGUGCCAGAUGAUAAAUCCUGUCCAUACAUUGAGAAAAAGCAGCCCAAUCUUCUUUUAGCACCACCAGAUCCGUCUAUAUGUGAAGGAAAACAUGGAACAAUCUUGCCAGAGUCGGGUGAUUGUAAAGAAUUUUACGUGUGCGUCAAUGGAAAGUUGCGGCAUGAGCGAUGUUACACGAACUAUUACUUCAAUUCGUCACUUAUGCAAUGCCAAAGGUAUCAUCUAUACGACGACAAUACAACACUUGGAGACGCUGUUAGUGGGAGCGUACAUGAAUCUAAGAUAAUACAAAAUGGACUGGAAUGUAAAAACGAGCCUUUAAAUAAUACUCAACUGUGCUUUCAAAUGCCUCAACGCUCUUCUCUUGCUGAAGAAGGGGACUGUCGGCGGUACAUUAAUUGCAACGAUGAUGGUCAGGCAGUAACCCAAAGAUGUCGCAAUGGCGAAAGUUAUGACAGCUUACUUGGUUUUUGUCGACAAAACGAUGGCACAUGUUUACUGGAGAAUGGCCAGAGAGUUGGCGUAUGCAAAGGCCGGCAUGGAGAGCUAGUACAAAACUCAGAAGAUUGUCGUGGAUAUUUUGUGUGCAUACAUGGACAAAAAAUAGCUGGUAAUUGCAAGAAAAACGAAUAUUAUGAUAAGAUCCAAUCGAAAUGCAUUGCUGAUAUGGAUAAUCAGUGCGGCGAAGGUACCACUCAAACGGUCCAAACGCAAGCAGUGUCUUGUGUUGGCCUAAGCAAUUCCGUACUUUAUCCAUAUACAUUCGAUGAAUGUCGCUCUUACUUCCAAUGUGUGAAUGGUAUACCAAAAGUGCAAAAAUGCGCCGAUGGGCUCUACUUCAACGUUACAAUAACACGUUGUGUGAAGGAAAUUUCAAACUGUUACGCACCUGUGGUAAAUCUAAAGCAUGCGACGGAAGGAAUAGUGCAUCGGAAAGAGAAUAUUUGCGAUAAGGCAUUACCAGGUCACCGCUACGCUAAUCUAGAUGAUCACUGCCAUUCUUUUUAUGUUUGUGAUGAAGACGGCAGCGCAAUCCGCACUAAUUGCGCUUUUGAUGAGCUAUACAAUGCUGAAACUGGAAUUUGUGAGCCUUCAAGUCAAGUUGUGUGCAAAUGGAAUUCACUUCCUUAAAUCAACAAAUAUAUAUGCUUAUAAUGUUUUCAAUUUUCCAUAUGUCUAAUAAAUAAGUUUGAUGACUUAACAAUAUUC